GUGAUUUGUACAUCAACUUCAUACUUCAUCAUGCCGCCGCCAAGUCACGUUUUCUCUGCUCACGAGCGCAAUGCUCUGAAGGAUCGAUGGGGCUCGCAAGCAACGCGCCUUACACGCGACUCCUUCCUACCAUUUGGAUCAUGUCAACUAUGUCUCCUUCCUGCGGUUGACCCAGUAUGCUGUCCUUCGGGCGACCUGUUCUGCAGAGAGUGCGCCAUGACCAACCUCCUUGCUCAACGGAAAGAGAUGAAACGACUUGAGAAGCUUGCCGAGCGGCAGAAGUUGGACGAGGUGGACCAGCAAGAGCGAGAAGAUGAAUCGGCGCGGCAGCGUGCUGUGCAAGACUUCGAAGCAGUGCAGAUGGGCCUUGAAUUCAAAGUUGGCGCGGGAUCGAAAGUCGUAGGGCGAGAAGGUGGAAAAAUCAUGGUUGAGCAGGAAGGGAGUGCAGGGAGCAAGGGUACGAAACGCAAGUUCGAAAUCGACGAAGAGGAGCUGAAGCGCAUUGCCUCUGAGGAGCGUAACAAAGCCAAGAAAACGCUCGAGGACGAGCGUAAAGCUGCGAAGAAAGAAUUGCCGAGCUUCUGGGUCCCGGGUGAGACACCAGAGUCGCACCACAAGGGCCUCAGCAAAGCGAAACAAAAUCCCACAUGUCCAUCCAGCGACCUCGAGCACCCACACGAUCUAUCACUGAAGACGCUGACAAGCGUCAAUUUUCACGAGGAGAAGUCAGCAGAAACCGGCAAGACCGUUCGCACCUGCCCAAGCUGUCAAAAGGCUCUAUCGAACAGCACGAAAGCUGUUCUCGCAAUACCAUGCGGGCACGUUUUAUGCAAGCCAUGUGUUGAGAAGUUUUUGAAGCCGGAGCAUCGGCAUCACCGCGAUGCACACGACGACAGCCCGGACCCGGAGACCGUGCACUGCUAUGUGUGCGACGCGGAUCUCACGACGGCGCCUGAGUCGAAAGAAAAGGAGGGCAAGAAGAAGAAGAAAGACAAGGAGAAGGGCGUCAAGCCCGGGCUGGUAGACAUCAGAAGUGAGGGCACAGGUUAUGCGAGUGGAGGGAAGAGUUUGGUCAAGAGGCAAGGUGUUGCAUUUCAAGUCUGAGAGGUACCUAAUAAUGCAUAUACUACCCUCCCGCGUAAUAACAGUUGAAAAGCUUGCUUACGCAAGACUGCAGUCCCCAGUCAGACUAGCCACGCUCCGGUCCGAGCCAGUCUAUCGCUAUUAUUCCUACGUUUCGCU
This is a messenger RNA of Boeremia exigua, 1242 nucleotides long. RefSeq lists its product as uncharacterized. Bases 31 to 1104 code for a protein of 357 amino acids. The record is from RefSeq and is a predicted model, not a curated record. The transcript has a single exon. Gene Ontology annotation, cellular component: nucleus. Gene Ontology annotation, molecular function: ubiquitin protein ligase activity. NCBI's taxonomy places the organism in Eukaryota, Fungi, Ascomycota, Dothideomycetes, Pleosporales, Didymellaceae.